GAGGGGCCCGGUGUGUCCCGAGGGGCCCGGUGUGUCCCCGGGGGCCUGGUGUGUCCCCAGGGAGGCUGCGGCUUCACCCGCCGGCGGCGAGCGGGUCCUGCGCCCCUCGAGCCCCCAGUGCAGUCCGGCGCCUUGAAGAGGGCGUUUUGAAAAGACGUGUGUCAUCAAUUAAAGAAAAAUAGUUUUAUCAGUUGGAAGCAGAAUUAUACAGGACUGCAGUGUUGUUAACCCGUGUAACACCCUUUCCGAAGCUUGCAGGCCGUGGAAUUCGGUAGUAGAUGGCAUGAAUGUCUUGUUUAUAAUAGUGGAUGAUCUGCGUCCUGUGUUGGGCUGUUAUGGAGAUAAGCUUGUGAAAUCUCCCAACAUUGACCAACUUGCUUCUCAAAGUAUGGUGUUCAGCAAUGCAUAUGCCCAGCAAGCCCUGUGUGCUCCCAGCAGAGUGUCAUUUCUCACUGGCCGCAGGCCUGACACCACCCGGCUCUAUGAUUUCUACUCCUACUGGAGGGUCCAUGCAGGAAACUAUUCCACCAUGCCCCAGUAUUUCAAGGAAAAUGGCUACAUGACCCUGUCUGUGGGGAAAGUUUUUCAUCCUGGGGUUUCAUCCAAUUACAGUGAUGACUAUCCCUACAGUUGGUCCAUUCCACCCUUUCAUCCUUCAGCUGAAAAGCAUGAGAAUGAUAAGACUUGUAGGGGAAAAGAUGGAAAACUUCAUGCAAACUUGGUGUGCCCAGUGAAUGUGACAGAAAUGCCUGGGGGGACUCUGCCUGAUAUUCAGAGCACUGAGGAGGCCAUACACUUACUGAACAUCAUGAAAACCACCAGGCAAAAGUUCUUCCUGGCUGUUGGUUACCACAAGCCACACAUCCCACUGAGGUACCCACAGGAAUUUCUCAAGUUGUACCCCUUGGAAAAUAUUACACUGGCCCCAGAUCCCUGGGUGCCUAAGAAGCUACCUUCUGUGGCAUACAACCCCUGGAUGGAUAUCAGACAGAGGGAUGAUGUGGAAGCAUUAAAUGUUAGUUUCCCUUAUGGAGCACUUCCAGAUGAUUUCCAGCGGCGGAUUCGUCAGAGUUACUAUGCAGCAGUUUCCUACGUGGAUGUGCAGAUUGGCCUGCUUCUGAGUGCUUUGGAUGAUGCAGGACUCUCAAAUAACACAAUAGUAGUUUUUACUGCUGAUCAUGGGUGGUCCCUGGGAGAACAUGGUGAAUGGGCAAAAUACAGCAAUUUUGAUGUUGCUACCCGAGUGCCACUGAUGUUUUAUGUCCCAGGAGUGACAACUUCCCCUGUCAGUCAAGGAGUAAGAGUCUUCCCCUACCUCGAUCCUUUUAGCCAUAUUGGAGGCUCAGUACCUCAAGGGCAAAGUAAAGAAGUGGUGGAGCUGGUGUCUCUGUUUCCAACACUUGCAGAGCUUGCUGGCCUGCAGGUCCCUCCUGCGUGCCCAAAGAUGUCGUUUAGUGUUGUGCUGUGCACUGAGGGGAGAAGCAUUGCCCACUAUUUCAAUAUCUCUGAAGGAACAGUGGAGCAAGGCAGGGAAGGGUGUGAUGACACUGGCAGGUGUUUUAAUGAAGAACCUGUUGCUCUCAGCCAAUAUCCCCGGCCUGCAGACACUCCCCAGUGGAACUCUGACAAGCCAAGGCUAAAGGACAUCAGGAUCAUGGGCUAUUCCAUGCGGGCCAUUGACUACAGGUACACUCUGUGGGUUCAGUUUGAUCCCAGCAACUUCAGUGCUAACUUCAAGGAUGUCCAUGCAGGAGAGUUGUACAUGAUGGAGAAUGACCCAAACCAGGAUUAUAACAUCUAUAACAAUAUUUCACAUGGUUGGCUUUUCAAAAAAAUGAUUGACUUUCUAAAGCAUUAGGGUUCAGAAACUUCUUUGUGCCUGUUCUUGCAACUGAAUUAAUGCUUCCUUCUUUUGUAUAAACCUUUCUGUUGUACAGAAAACAUUUGGAUUAAAUAAAAAUCCUGCUUUUA
Serinus canaria (Common canary) is the source of this 1971-nucleotide messenger RNA. RefSeq names its product iduronate 2-sulfatase (gene IDS). The transcript is spliced from 9 exons. The coding region runs from base 284 to 1858 and encodes 524 amino acids. Lineage: Eukaryota; Metazoa; Chordata; Aves; Passeriformes; Fringillidae. The record is from RefSeq and is a predicted model, not a curated record. Gene Ontology annotation, molecular function: iduronate-2-sulfatase activity.